Molecule: messenger RNA, 1515 nt
Organism: Pieris macdunnoughi
Lineage: Eukaryota; Metazoa; Arthropoda; Insecta; Lepidoptera; Pieridae
Source: the annotation of a GenBank genome assembly
AUGAGGACAGCAGGCAGGGUGCGGUUGGUGGUGUGGGUGGCAAUCGCGUAUCUGAUGGCGUUCCCUCCUCUCACAGAGACAAGGAUGGAAGAAAGUAUGGAGCCCCACCCGACAUCAACGGAAAAGCCAGAGACGGAGGCACCACGCAUCGAGCUGAAAAUGGGCAAAUGCUUUCACAUGUCCCGGGAGCAUUGCCCCACGGACCAGCGGUGCAAACGAGUGGACCCUGUGUCCGUCUUCUGUUGUGACGUAGACAGCUUUCGACUAAGAGAGGCUCUUGCUAUCACAAUGACCCAGAACACGACAAAUCUGCACGUUCUGAACGCGACGAUUAAGGAGCUGGAUGUGUCACAAUCCACAUUUAGAAGACUCACUUCGAUGGCACUCACAGAUGGAAAUAUCGGCAAGAUUGUUGGUCAAUUCCCUAAGUACUCCUCGAUUGCAUGCCUGAACAUCUCCAACAAUAACCUGAGCAGCAUCACGCCGCAGCCACCAGGCCAGCGACCUUUCGCCUAUCUCUUCACACUGUCCAUACUCGACGCUUCUGCUAACAAUCUAACAGAGUUCCCGCUGAGCCUCGUACAGAGUAAUAGGAAGAUACAUGUUGACCUCUCGGGCAACAAUUACCUGCCCUGCAAGCACUUCCAGAAGGCAAUGGAGGCUAACAACGGCUCUCUUCUGCAGUUCCUUAACCACGAAAACACCUACUGUGCCCUCGACCUGCGAUUCAACUGGUUCCAGAACGUGCAGAUCGUUCAGAUUGACCACUUGCAAGUUCAGAAAGAUUUAAACAAGAGCUGCCAAGACAUAAAGCCAGCGAACAUUAACUGCACGUGCACGACCAUGCUUGAGCUGGUGCUCCACCGUGAGGCUACUUACGUAGUGGCUGUGGACUGCUCCCAGCGCGGUCUCACGCAGCUGCCCACCGGUCUACCCAAUAACACUGUUAACCUGAAUGUGUCUUAUAACAACAUAACGUCCCUCCAAGCAAUAGCGGACGACGCGUCGUACGAUCACUUGCGAUGGUUGAUAGCAGACCACAACGACAUUGGCAGCAUUGUGGAGCUCGAGGGAUCCAAGUUCAUUGACAACUUCAGGCUCUUCUCCAUCACUCAUAAUAAACUCAGAUCUAUCCACCCUUACGUGCUGUCGAACCGUCUUGAGACAGCCGGCGCCACAAUGCUCAUCGCUGAAAACCACAUUCACUGCGACUGCAACACCGAGAAAGUUGUCAAGCCGUGGCUUCUCGAACAUAACACGGCGUUACUGGACUACAAAGACCUCUGGUGCGACAACAACAUGGGCCCUGUCGUGGAAUUGAAAGAGUUCCAGGUCUGCCACACUCCGCGUGACUGGACGGACUACAUCUACUACAUCAUAGGGCUAGAGGCCCUGGUGUUAGCGCUUCUGAUUAGCAAGGUCUCUUACGACUACUGGGUGUUUAAGACCGCGGGAUACUUGCCGUGGCCAGCCAACAAAAUGCCAAGGUUGCCUUGCGAUUGGCUUUGCGAAUAA